AGAUCCAAGAAUAGGGUGGGGGAGAGCAGCAGUGUGGGAGGACUAGGAGACGUGUGAAGUGGCAAUCUUUUCCAGCUGAUUAACAAUGUUGAACAUAUGUUUAAAAAUACCUUGACAACUGAGCUGGAUAGCGGUGACUUUUCGGGGUUGGCCUACCAAUUUGUCUUUAUGUCUAGUGACACUAAACGCGUAAACGAUGGCUAUUUAGGUUUUUGAGUUUAUCGCGGUUUUCUUUUCACACCGAUGAGGAACUGAACGGGAGAAAAGAGGAAACAUUCUUACCUAAAUUAACAAGUGGCUGACUAACAUGGCUGACUAACUACCUGCCACAGACUCUCUUCAUGGAUAACAGAGGAAGACGACAAAGGAAACACAAAAUAAAACCUUAUUAAUUAUCAACAAAGACAAACAUCCAGGGGAACCAACCCACCACUAUCGUCCCAUCACUCUGACUUCCAGUGCAUGUUGUCCUAAGGAGGAGGCGGGGAACACAUAGGCCUACCACUAUGCACUGUAAACAGAGAGGUUGGGACUGUGGAAGUGUGGGAAGAACCAGACCUCCCCCAGGCAGGACUAUCCCCCUGGUGCUGGGGCUACUGGUGGCCUUGGUCCAGGGCAGUGUGCCUGGGAGACCACUGGUGGAGGGCCUGGGGGAGAUGUUGUCGGUGGACCUGGAAGCCUCCAUGCACUCCUCUGUCCUCUCUGACCUGCAGACUGCAUCCUCUGUAGCCACAGAGGGACCUCUCACGGGUAUCCCAGAAUCCCUGGCUGCAGUCACAGAGGUGGCCCCUGCAGGAAUCCCUGACUCUUCAGCGGUGGUGGGCCAGGGGUUCCAGUUGAGGAUCCCGCCCAGGGGGAAGAAUGGCAGUUGCAAUGUUAAGUUAACUGAGUUGGGAAAGGAACGCUUACCCUCCUGGCUGUACUGGGCCACAGGGAGCUGCAUCCUACGAGGCCUGGCCCUGGAGCAGGACAGAGGUGUCCACCGUAUCUCCCGCUCUGACUCUGAGAUGAUAAACAGUGGCCAUGGCUUGGAAGUCUUCUCUAUUGAGGUGCACCCAGAGGAGUGGGCCGACGGUGAGCCGUCCCUGUUGGCUCUCCAGGCUGAGGCCAACAACCUCCAGCCUUUCACCUGUGGCAGCGAGGAGCCCGUCACUGUUCUCACCAUCAUCCUGGAUGCUGACCUCACCAAGAUGAACGCUCAUCAGAGGGUAGGCCUGCUGGCCAGCAUGAAGAAGUUUUCCGGUGUCCCCCUGGAACACAUGAGGGUGGUCCCUGUCAUUAACAACCGCCUGUUCGACAUGUCCGCCUUCAUGGCUGGGCCUGGAAAUGCCAAGAAGGUGGUGGAGAAUGGGGCCCUGUUGUCAUGGAAGCUGGGCUGCGCCCUGGACCAGUCUAACAUUCCGAACAUCAACAGUGUCCAAUCGCCUGCCAAGGAUGGGUCCAUGUCAUCUAAGCUAGGCUACCCAGUGGUGGGCUGGCACAUCGUCAACAAGAAACCCCACUUGGUGAAACGGGUCAGGAGGCAGCUGGGAAACACCCCCACCCCUGUACCUUCCCUGCUCCCCCCAACCACUUACCCUGAGCCCCCUACUCGCAUUGUUCCCACCCCCACAUCCCCUUCCAUCUCCCCAGCCACUGACAGCUCUGCUCCCCCUGUCCGUGGACCCUUGCCCCUGCCGGUGAAGCCCACUAACAGGCUGAGAGAUCAGAUAGCCCACACUCCUACCAUAGGUGCUCCUCAGCCUACUAGGGUUCUGGGCACCACCAGUACCAUCCCCAUCCAACCUACUAUGACCCGGCCUGCUAUUCCAGAGGCUACUGCUCUUCCCACCCCACCAAGCACUACUAGAAGGCCAAAGACCUCCACCACCAAGAAAACCAAGAAGGCAAAAACCUCCACUCCUGUGCCCAGAGAACCUAAGACCACCACGGCUAAGCCACCCAGACGCACCACCCCUCUGUCUCCUGUUCCUGACUACAACAACGAGAAGCCCCAGCUACGCAACCCCAUCGACGAGGUGAAUGCCUGGGUCGGGACCUACUUUGAGGUGAAGAUUCCUCCAGAUACUUUCUUCGACAAAGAGGACGGCACCACGGACAAGCUGCGUCUGACUUUGAGGAAGAACCACAACGAAGUGGUGAGCGAGACCUCUUGGAUCCAGUUUAACAGCACCAUCCAGCUCCUGUACGGUCUCCCAGAGAAAGAACACGUAGGCAAACACGAGUACUUUAUGCUGGCCACCGACAAGGCAGGCAUGAGCACCAUAGAUGCCUUUGAGGUCCAUGUCAACCGUUGGCCGGCCACCGAUAAGCCCUCUGUUGUUUUUGCCGCCCGUUUCCAUGGUGAACCCAAGACAUUGGCCAACAACGUCCACAAAAAGAUCCUCCUGACUAAGAAGCUGGCGUAUGCACUGGGUGACCGGAACACCAGCACAGUGACCCUGCGGAGUAUCACCAAGGGCUCCAUUGUGGUGGAGUGGACCAACAACAGCCUCCAGCAGAGCCCCUGUCCCAAGGACCAGAUCACCAUCCUCAGCAGAAAGAUCUCCGACCCCCAGGGCAGGCCCACUCUGGCCUUCUCCAAUGCCAUGGAGCCAGACUUCAAACCCAUCAACAUCUCUGUCCGCGGCACCAACAAAUGUCAGACCUACAUGUUCGUGCCCCCAGGAGAGGUGACCAUCCCUGUUCCCCCUCCAGCCACUCCUUCCCCUGGCACUGGUCGUAGCACCAGUGACGAUGUUUACCUGCACACAGUUAUCCCAGCUGUGGUGGUGGCGGCGCUACUGCUGAUUGCCGGCGUCAUCGCCAUGGUCUGCUACCGCAAGAAGCGCAAGGGAAAGAUGAGCAUUGAGGAGCAGGCUACCUUCAUCAAGAAAGGCGUGCCCAUCAUUUUUGCAGAUGAGCUGGACGACUCCAAGUGUCCCCCUUCCUCCAGUAUCCCCCUCAUCCUGCAUGAGGAGAAGCCACCCCUGCCCCCUCCGGAGUACCCCAACAUGGCUGGCCCUCACAGCACCCUGCUCAACCAGGAUCUCCUGAUGGAGGAGUACUCCAUCUACCAUGAUGAUGACCCCAACGCACCCCCCUAUCAGCCCCCGCCACCCUUCACUGUCCCCAUCGAGGGGAAAGGGUCCCGCCCCAAGAACAUGACAUCAUACAGGUCACCACCUCCCUACGUGCCUCCCUAACGCUUACAAAGCCUUGGCUUUGGGAUGGAGGGGGAGCUGUGGUGACCUUUGUUUGAAAACAAUUUCCGUAGGGAUUUUACACACACUGUACAGUGGGAUGGCUUUGACAUAGCCGGAGUAGACGACCACGUCUGUAUAAGUGACCACUAUGGAUAACGUACUGUAUAAGUCUAACACUGGCACAGGAAAACUGGACAGAGACCGUUUGUAAACGCCAGCUCUCUUUUCUUUUGUUGUCCUUCAUAGUUAUGCUUUCGACUCUUGCGUAAUCUUUAUUUUUAUUUGUUCUUGCCAAGAAUAAUAAUUUUUAUCUUUGAAGAUGUACUGUUUCUAUUGUAUAGAAAAUAAUGCAAAAGCGAGAGACUGUAGGCUGCAGAGGCCUUGGAGCAAAUGUCACCAUGACAACAGACUUGUAGGCUAUCAAUCACAAAGUUCAUCUUUAUACCAAUUACAGUAUAUCACUUAUCGGUCUUUGGGUUAGCUCUAAGAUUUUGCUCCUGUUAUUUUUAGAAGGUCGUCUAAGACAAAGUCAAACUAGAAACAUGAAACCAUUGUUUAUUUACAUCAUAACCUUAUAUUUUAUAUUCUCCUCUUAAUGUUACCCUUUUCUUUCUUUUACGUUUUAAAAAUAACAGGUGUAAAACUUUCACUGGUGCAGACGCCUAAUAAAACUAGCCCUUUGUGUCUGGCAGAACGGAACAUUCUAACUGGUAGCCUAAAAAGGACAUUUUGUUUUUUUUAAUGCAUAAUGGGACUGAAAUAUCCUCUGCUAUACAGGUACUGUACUUGGUCAACAAGUAAGUCAUAGACUGAUAGUGAGUGACCACACUUAAUGUAAGGGGAUUACAAAACAGGAGUAAUAACCACAUCAAUAUACAUUGGUGUAUUAACUUGCCCCUGAAACAGAGAGAUCACUAUUCAGUGCCUUUAGAAAGUAUUCACACCCCUUGACUCUUUACAGACGGAAUUUAAAAUAGAUUACAUUUAGUUUCGCCUGCUUACCCACACUAGCCUAUAAUGUCAAAGUAGAAUUAUGCUUUUUCACAUUUGUUUAACAAAUUAAUUAAUGAAAAGCUGAAAUGUCUUUAAGUAUUCAACCUCUUUGUUAUGGUAACCCUAAAUACGUUCUAGAAUGUGCAGUACAGUGAAACUGCAAAAGGCUCUUAGACUUAUCCAGAAAGACUCACAGCUGUAAUUGCUGACAAAGUUGAUUCUAAUAUGUAUUGACUCAGGGGUAUGAAUUGUUAUGUUAAAUGUAAGAAAUUAGCAAACAUCUCUAAAAACAUGAUUUCACUUUUGUCAUUAUGGGGUAUUGUGUGUAGAUGGGUGAAGGGGAAGAGAAUCUUUUUAAAUUGUAACACAAAAUGUGCAAUAAUGGUAUGAAUACUUUCUGAAGGCACUGUACUAUUCCAGGGUUGCCACAGUAGUGAUAAAGCAAAGCAUUCCUGUUUUCUUUUUCAUCAUAAUGCUGGGUCAAUGAGAUGCUGUAACUAGUCAGCAGAGUGAACUGAUGGAAGUAAAUAAUUAGGCUACUAGAUUGAUCAAUUGUUUGUGUUGAUGUAAGUUUUGAGGUUCAGGUCUCCCUUGGGCCAGGUCUGUUGCAGAAGAGAUUUUAUCAGAGAAAAUAACCGUAACUUUUAUUAAGUAAAUGAAAUAAGAAAAGUGAGGGAACGUACAGUUCUGCAAUAUCCGUGCUCUCUGCCUCUAUGCUGCUGCACUGCAUCGUUAGUCUCUCAGUCAUCAGUUGUGAGACAAGUGUAUGUACAUAAUGGUGUGCCUGUGAAACUGAAGAUCUCAUAACGUUAAUGUGUUUUAUCAGUAGAGUUAUGCUAGUGGGAGGGAAAUUUUAUUCUACAUUUUUUGUCUAGAUUUAUGAUCACAAUGUCAUAAAUUUAAAUCAUAGUUUGAAGGGGGCAAAAAAAGUUGACUUUCCCAUCACUGAAAAUAUUGCAUCCUGUAAAGAAUACGAUGUGGGAGGAAGACAAGUGAAUAAUGUACGUUUUCAUAUCUGAUAUCACCAUAAGGAAAAAUGGUUGAGAAAAAAAAUCUAAUGUUUUUACUGAAUUUUUGAUACGGUCUCAAAUUGUUUUAUGAAAAUAUAUUAAUAAAGAUGUACUACUAUUUGUAAA
Molecule: messenger RNA, 5314 nt
Organism: Oncorhynchus kisutch (coho salmon)
Lineage: Eukaryota; Metazoa; Chordata; Actinopteri; Salmoniformes; Salmonidae
Product: dystroglycan
Exons: 3
Coding region: 507-3185 (892 amino acids)
Biological process (GO): nerve development; axon guidance; muscle attachment
Cellular component (GO): sarcolemma; dystrophin-associated glycoprotein complex; basement membrane
Molecular function (GO): laminin binding; calcium ion binding
Source: RefSeq, a predicted model, not a curated record